Messenger RNA from Pteropus alecto (black flying fox), 3158 nucleotides. It is a transcript of the gene CSRNP1, whose product is annotated as cysteine and serine rich nuclear protein 1. The record is from RefSeq and is a predicted model, not a curated record. Gene Ontology annotation, biological process: regulation of transcription by RNA polymerase II. The coding region runs from base 189 to 1955 and encodes 588 amino acids. Gene Ontology annotation, molecular function: DNA-binding transcription factor activity, RNA polymerase II-specific; sequence-specific DNA binding. NCBI's taxonomy places the organism in Eukaryota, Metazoa, Chordata, Mammalia, Chiroptera, Pteropodidae. Gene Ontology annotation, cellular component: nucleus. The transcript has 5 exons.
CCCGCCGCCGCCGCCGCUGCCGGACGCGCAGAGCCGGGACUGCUGGGCCGACGGCUGCCGGCCGAGCGAACACUGGGUCGCGGUGCGGAGGGCGUCCCUGGCUGGGACGCGGGUCGCGCCGGUGUCCUUGGAUAGUGCCCGACUCUCAGGCCAUCUGUGCCCAGACCCCGGAGCACUCCUGCACCACCAUGACUGGGCUACUGAAGAGGAAGUUUGACCAGCUGGAUGAGGACGACUCCUCGCUCUGCUCGUCCUCCUCUUUGUCCUCCUCGGGCCGCCACUCUCUCUCCUGCUCCCCAAGCUCUUCAGUCUCCCCAGCCUGGGACUCGGAAGAGGAGGGCCCCUGGCAUCAGAUGCCCCUGCCUGACCGUGACUUCUGCAGCCCCCGCAGUUUCACCCCCCUGUCUAUCCUGAAGCGGGCUCCCCGGAAGCGCCCGGACCGUGUAGCCUUCGAUGGCGUCACCGUCUUCUACUUCCCUCGGUGUCAGGGCUUCACCAGCGUGCCCAGCCGUGGUGGCUGCACCCUGGGUAUGGCCCCUCGUCACAGCGCCUGCCGCCGCUUCUCCUUGGCCGAGUUUACACAGGAGCGAGCCCGGGCACGGCGCGAGAAGCUCCGCCUGCGCCUGAAGGAGGAGAAGCUGGAGGUGCUGCGAUGGAAGCUUGCAGAGUCUGGGGCACCUGAAACAGAGGCUAGCCUGCCACUGACAGUAGACGCCAUCGAUGACGCCUCUGUGGAAGAGGAGUUGGCAGUGGCCGUGGAAGCUGGCCGGCUGGAGGAAAUGACUUUCCUACAGCCCUAUCCAGCCCGGAAGCGGCGGGCCCUGCUGCGGGCUGCUGGUGUACGGAGGAUCGAUCGAGAGGAGAAGCGGGAGCUGCAGGCUCUGCGCCAGUCCCGGGAGGAUUGUGGCUGUCGCUGUGAUAGGGUCUGUGACCCUGAGACCUGCAGCUGCAGCCUGGCGGGCAUCAAGUGCCAGAUGGACCACACGGCGUUCCCCUGUGGCUGCUGCAAGGAGGGCUGUGAGAACCCCAAGGGCCGUGUGGAGUUUAAUCAGGCGCGGGUUCAGACCCAUUUCAUCCACACGCUCACCCGCCUGCAGCUGGAACAGGGGGCUGAGAGCCUUGGGGAGCUGGAGACCCCUACCCAGGGUGGCCCACCCAGCCCUGGUGAGCAGGUCCUGGCCCCCACUUUCCCGCUGGCCAGCCCCGCCGUGAGCAGCGAACUGGGAGACCACAGCUGCAGCAGCGACAUGACCGAUUCCUCCACAGCAUCGGGCACCAGUGAGGCCCCCGACAGCCCUGCCCACCCGGCCCUGCCUGGCCCUGGCUUCCAGCCUGGUGCGGAUGAUGACAGCUUAGAGUGGAUCCUGAGUUUCAGUGACUCUGACCUGGGCGGAGAGGAGGAAGAGGAGGAGGAAGCAGGUGUGGGAAGCCUCGACAACCUCAGCAGCUUCCACCUAGCAGAUAUCUUCAGUACUGGUGACCCUGGCGGCCUGGCCAGCUGGACCCACAACUAUUCUAGCUCUAGUCUCACAUCAGGCAUCCUGGACGAAAAUGCCAACCUGGAUGCCAGCUGCUUCCUAAAUGGUGGCCUUGAAGGGUUGGGAGAAGGCAGCCUCCCUGGCACCUCAGUGCUGCCCAGCAUGGACGCCGGCCAGAGCAGCUCAGUGGACCUCAGCUUGUCUUCCUGCGACUCCUUUGAGCUGCUCCAGGCCCUGCCAGACUACAGUCUGGGGCCUCACUACACCUCUCGGAAGGUGUCUGACAGCCUGGACAACCUUGAAGCACCCCACUUUCCCUUCCCUGCCUUUUCCCCAUCUGGGGACACCAGCAUCUGCUUCCUGGAGUCCAUCAUGGGCUUGUCCGAGCCGGCUGCCGAGGGCCUGGCUCCCUUCAUGGACAGCCAGUUGUUUGAGGACACUGCCCCAGCAUCUCUGGUGGAGCCUGUGCCUGUGUGAGGACUAGGGUGCCUUUUCCUGGCCCCGAGAGCCCUGUUGCUGCUGUGUUGUAAUUUGAGGGCUCCCAGGGUCUAUAUUUAACAGUCUCCCAUUGGCAGACUCACCCAUGUGGGCACUCCUAAUUUUCAUGCAACACUCUGGAUUUAUUUAUUUUUGUAACUUUCUGUGCUGAAGAGGAUGGGAGGGGGCUUCCCCCUUCCGUGUCCCCCACCCCCCACCCCCACACACAGUUUCUUCCACUUCCAUGGCACAUGCCAGGAAGAGGAGGACAUGUGUCUUCCCUAAAGCUUUGCAGACCCCUCUUCCGUUUUAUAUGAUGUUUCUUAGCCCAAAGACUGAGAUGGGCUGGAAUCAGCCACUUCUUCUGGCUUCUGCCACUCUGAGCCCUAGUUCCCUGGGUGGCUGAAUCCUCUGGACUGUGAAGACUAAUUUAUUCCCAUAAUUUAUUUGGAGACUAGGCGGCUUAGGCUUCUCUUUCCUGGUGGGUUGGCAGUGCUGGGGUUAGUAGGGCACAGACCCCAGGGGUCCCUUUUGCCUUGCAUUCCUGGCAGCCCUGCCCUGCCUGGUCUUAGGUGCAGGCCAGGUGUGGAUUCGAGCCCUAUGUCUACUGUGGCAGCUGCCUGGCUCCAGAUGGCUAAGCAGGCAGGGGCUGGCCCAGGACAGCCAGAGGACAGGGGAAGGGCUGAGCUGGGCUGAGCUGGGCUGACCAACCGUGACCAAAACCUUCUGCCCCACUCAGCCCCCUCUGCUUCCUGUCCUCUGCCCCAUAUCUCUCUUCCCCCAAAGGCCACAGCCUUUAUUCCCUGCCCAUCAGUGUAGGAGGAGGGGGAAGCAGGAGGCCCAGAGGGGGCAAGGGGCUUGCCUCAGAGCCCACAGCAUGCCCCCUGCUGGCUCUUGGAGCUUUCUGGGCACUGAACUCCAGCGUGGCCCACUUGCCCAUGCCCUAAGGCCAGCUGGCCAGGGCAAGCGGUAGCUCCUUAUGGCUUUUACGUCCAUUGUUUGCUGAUGUUGAAUUUUGCAUCAUAAUUUCUCUAUUGUCCUUGAGUAUUAGAACUAUAAUUUAUUCAUUUUACUCUGUGUCUGUGCCAAGAAGCCCAGGCUCUGGGCCUCCCCUCUUGCCCAGGAGGCUCUGCCAACCUGUGUGCUUGUGGGAAAACCUUGUACCUGAACCUACAGGUACCAAUAAAGAGGCUCUAUUUUUAA